Brassica oleracea var. oleracea is the source of this 588-nucleotide messenger RNA. Its product is annotated as 40S ribosomal protein S26-3-like. The record is from RefSeq and is a predicted model, not a curated record. The transcript is spliced from 5 exons. Bases 69 to 458 code for a protein of 129 amino acids. Gene Ontology annotation, biological process: translation. Gene Ontology annotation, cellular component: ribosome; cytosolic small ribosomal subunit. Gene Ontology annotation, molecular function: mRNA binding; structural constituent of ribosome. NCBI's taxonomy places the organism in Eukaryota, Viridiplantae, Streptophyta, Magnoliopsida, Brassicales, Brassicaceae.
AAGAGAGUAACCCUAGCAGCAGCUUUUCAGCUCACGAGGAGAAGAGAUCGCAGUCGCGUAUCAAAGAAAUGACUUUCAAGCGUAGGAACGGAGGGAGGAACAAGCACAACCGUGGCCACGUCAAGCCAAUCAGAUGCUCCAACUGCGGCAAAUGCUGCCCCAAAGACAAGGCCAUAAAGAGGUUCAUAGUGAGGAACAUCGUGGAGCAGGCUGCCAUUAGAGAUGUUCAGGAAGCCAGCGUCUACGAUGGGUACACGUUGCCUAAGCUGUAUGCGAAGACGCAGUACUGUGUCUCGUGUGCGAUUCACUCUCACGUUGUUCGAGUCCGUUCCCGCACUAACCGCAGGGUUCGUACUCCCCCUCCACGUUUCGUCAGACGCAAGGAGGAUGCGCCCAAGCCUGGACAACCUGGUCAGACUCCUCGUCCUGCUGGAGCUGCAGCUGCACCGCGUGCCUGAAGCCUCUUCCGCAUAUCUUUGUUUCAGCUUUUCUGUUUUUGUUUCUCUUUAUGUUUGGUUCAGUUACUCAAUACUACUACUACAAUUUGAAUCUCUUUUAUUAGUGGUUGUUUCGACUUUGAUUAUAUUU